This is a messenger RNA of Blastomyces dermatitidis ER-3, 2777 nucleotides long. Its product is annotated as electron-transferring-flavoprotein dehydrogenase. Gene Ontology annotation, molecular function: iron-sulfur cluster binding; electron-transferring-flavoprotein dehydrogenase activity. The transcript is spliced from 3 exons. Gene Ontology annotation, cellular component: mitochondrial inner membrane. Lineage: Eukaryota; Fungi; Ascomycota; Eurotiomycetes; Onygenales; Ajellomycetaceae. Bases 442 to 2370 code for a protein of 642 amino acids. The record is from RefSeq and is a predicted model, not a curated record. Gene Ontology annotation, biological process: electron transport chain.
GAUGAUUGGCCGUAGAUUGUUGGAAGUUAGUACUUUAUUAUAAAGGUGCUCCUCCGUACUCUGUACCUCGACAGAGAUCUUGAACGCAGCCUCCAACCAACUGCUUUGCCAUUGCACCAAUUGGGAAUUACAAGACUAUUCUACUCGUAUCAUAUUAUUAUUCUCAUCAAAUGACACGUUGUGCUUAGCCGGACAGCGGCCAAGUGCUGGAUCCCGCGCGUCGAAAGUGGGAUACUGAAGUUCCCUGAUUUCCAUCUGCCGCCUUCCCAUUGGCUGAUGGAGACAGUUCGGCUGUUCACGGCCUGGCGGCGAUAUUCCAUGAAUGUUUGGUUAAAACCCCGGCCCGGCGAAAUCAACCCGCAAUUUCCACUAUUUUUGUCCAUUUAUAAUUUAUACCUAGAGGUGGUCUGUUGAACUCCUGUUGCUUGAAGACAACGCACAAUGCCUUCACAGACCACCUGGUUACCUCUCUUGAGGCGGGAACUUGUUCCUAUCCCCCCCCGCUGGAGAGCUGGUGUGCUGAAAACUCUCGCGUGUGCUUAUUCCACCCGCACACCCACAGCACUCGUCGCAUCAAGCCGGCGGCGAAUAGUCCAUCAACGGCAAUUCCCAGCGCAAAAUGUCGGUUUAAGCCAGAAACGGAACUUUUCAAGCACAGUCCAGCGGCGAUUUGCGGACGAGUCAGAGAGCUUUGAUCCUUCCCAGAUUGAACGGGAAUCGGACAGUGUUGAUGUCUGCAUUGUUGGAGGCGGCCCUGCGGGCCUCGCCGCAGCUAUCCAGUUGAAGAAAAUUGCAAAUGAAGCGGGCAGUGAAAAUUUCCGGGUGAUACUUUUGGAAAAAUCGGGCGAGAUUGGGGAUCAUAUACUAUCAGGCAAUGUUUUAGAACCCAGUGCGAUGAACGAACUAUUUCCCGAUUGGCUAUCGGAGGACAACCCAUCGAGAUUCGAACAUGCCACACCUGCUAAAUCCGAUAGCAUGCGCUUCCUUACGAGCAAAUAUGCUAUCCCAAUCCCAUGUCCGCCUCAGAUGAAUAACCAUGGCAAUUAUAUUAUCAGUUUAAGCCAGUUAUGCAAGUGGCUGGGAGAACGCGCAGAAGAGAUUGGAGUUGAGUUAUACCCCGGGUUCGCCGCAAGCGAGGUGCUAUACGAGAAGGAUGGAUCUGUCAAGGGUGUUGCUACCAAUGAUCUCGGCAUUGGGCGUAAUGGGAAGCCUAAGGAUUCCUUCGAACGAGGAAUGGAGUUCCAUGCCAGAGUCACGCUGCUUGGUGAAGGAUGCCAUGGAAGCUUAACAAAGCAGGUCAUAAAGAAAUUUGACCUGAGACGAGAUAGCCAGCCUCAAACCUAUGGACUGGGCGUCAAGGAAGUUUGGGAGAUUCAGCCGGAAAAGUUCAAGAAAGGAGAAAUCCUCCAUACAAUGGGCUAUCCAUUGCCGAAAGAUGCAUAUGGAGGAUCGUUCCUGUAUCAUUUUGGUGAUAACAUGGUUACUCUCGGGUUGGUUGUUGGCCUCGAUUACCCCAACCCGUGGUUAUCGCCGUAUGGGGAAUUUCAGAAAUUCAAACACCACCCCCUUAUCAAGCCGACUCUGGAGGGCGGAAAAUGCAUAUCCUACGGAGCUCGUGCGCUUGUUGAAGGAGGUUUCCAGUCCAUACCGAAAUGCGCUUUCCCGGGUGGGGCGUUGAUUGGAGAUAGUGCAGGGUUUGUGAAUGUUCCUAAAGUCAAGGGCACACACACUGCUAUGCGGUCUGGUAUGCUAGCUGCCGAGGCAGCAUAUUCUGCCCUUUCUAACCCAAACAAUGGAAGCGUAUUCCUAUACGACUAUGAAGACGGACUCCGAAAAUCCUCCAUCUGGAAAGAACUCAAGGAGGUACGGAACAUGCGCCCUUCAUUCGGAACUCCCUUGGGUAUUUACGGCGGCAUUAUGUACUCCGGCCUAGAAGCAUAUAUUUUCCGUGGCAAGACACCCUGGACCCUGAAGCACCAUACUACAGAUCACGAUGCCACCAGGACUGCCUCCGAGUGCGAGAAGAUCGAGUAUCCCAAACCUGAUGGGGUUAUCAGUUUCGACAUCCUAACAAGCGUUAGCCGCACAGGCACAAACCACGAGGAAGACCAACCGGUACAUCUUCAAGUUAAGGACUGGGACAAGCACACGGAGGAAUGUUAUCCCAAAUAUCAAGGGGUCGAGAAUAGGUUUUGCCCCGCCGGAGUCUAUGAGUACGUUGAGGAUCCAAGUAAAAAGUUGGGUGUGCGCUUCCAAAUAAAUGCGCAAAACUGUAUCCAUUGCAAAACCUGCGAUAUCAAGGUCCCGACUCAGGACAUCAACUGGCAGACCCCUCAAGGUGGGGAGGGCCCUAAAUAUUAUCUAACCUAGGAAACCACAUUUCUUUUCCGGUUCAUAUGGUUACUUUUUCUUGUCCAUUUCUGAUUCAAAACUGUAUGCAAUGGUCAUCACAUUCUCGAUAGAGGACUUGCUUGUUGGUUAUGUGUAAAUUAUUAUUCCCAUUCCGCGUUUCAUGUCUCCUUAGCCAACCAUUACCCAAAAUGUAUUACUGUGUAGUUUGUACAUACAUACUGUUAUAUUAUGGAGAUGAAUUUAGCCUUGCAUCCGAACUCAUCAACGGCAGGAGAAAGAAGGUCGAGACAAAAUGUCAACCGCGUUGUUAUUUUCUACAAAGAUCCGUUUAGACUGAAUCAGAACAAGACAGUCUCUUUCAACGGAAAUAUUUUUUUUUCCUUUUUCAAAUCUCGGCAUCUCCCCGCAAGGUCGUAAAACCCCAC